Pieris macdunnoughi is the source of this 1491-nucleotide messenger RNA. Lineage: Eukaryota; Metazoa; Arthropoda; Insecta; Lepidoptera; Pieridae. The record is from the annotation of a GenBank genome assembly.
AUGAGUGAUCCGAAACGAGAGCAACAUCCAUUGCUUGGCGAUGACUUUUCUGAAGAUGAAUGUCUCCCAGAUAGCCCAAGAUAUCAAUGGCGGGAUUUGAACAAAACCAGAACUAAGUACUGCAUAAGGGGAGCUGCAUCUAUUCUCAAACAGUGGCCAGAUCACGUAUCUUCACUUUUAGCCUAUUGGUGGAUGGGCCUAGCCAUGAUUGGUUUUACAGUACUUAUUAUUUAUAACAGCGUGUUAGCGAUUGCAGUGAUUCCAUCGCCGAAAAUAAACAAAGUUCCUUCAAAUAUUAAGACAAACGACUUUAUUGAAUAUGAAGCAUACAAAACAGUAAAUAUGCAUGUAAUAGUAGACAAUCUAGGCGUUGACUUAAGUAAAUAUAUGCCAUAUAUUGAAAUUAUAUCUAAAGAGCAUCCUGCUUUUAAAUAUAAUUUUAUGAUACUUUUAAAUGAUACCGAAUAUUCAAAUAAUAUACAAAAAGGGGUUGACAAAGAAAUAUCCUGGAACACGUCAUCUCUGGAAACUGUAAUUAAUGUGCAGCGUAAAUCAUUAUCAGAGUUUUUGAACGAGUCGCCUAUUAAAAAGUACUGGAUACAUUUGCCACAACAGUUUCUGGGAUUUCUCAUUCGAUGUAUUUCAAUAUGGAAUAAAGGUGGGAUAUCAAUAAACCCACAGUUAUUUACACCUGAAUCGCCUCACCCUCAUUAUAUCGAGAAAGUUCAAGAUAUAUUUCGAAGAUUCGAGGAAAAUAGUUCUAAGAGAGGCCGUAAAAAAAGCAGUACGACAAAAACUAAGAGAGUGAAUAAUAUUCGUGAUAUUAUAGAUGCCCUAGAUAAUGAUAGCCUUGAAAUGGACGAUCAAUUGAAAGAUGUCAACGUUGCAGAAGAAAAUAAAGAGUUUUUAGUAGUAGAUAGGAAUAGUUCUGAUUGGAUACAAAAGAACAUUAGUGUAAAUAAAAAAGAGUAUACAGUAAACAACAUGUUAAGGAAACAUAUACCACAUAAUAUGUUGGAUGUCAAACCAGUAAAUAAAUAUACAAAAGAUAAUUUUAUCCUAGAUAGUAAAUAUGAUGGUAAAACACUAUUUCCUAUGUUCCUUAAAUUUUUAUUCUCACCUAAAACGAAUACUAUACAUAAAAGAGAAGACAACAGUACAAACGAAAUAAGUGACUCUUACGAAAUUAAUGGACAGCAAACCGCUUUUAAACAUACAAAAAAGUUCAAUAAGAAGAAUACUAAUACUUUUAGUAAAGUUCCAAAUAUGCCAAUGAAGUCGUUGGGUUUUGAUUAUGACUUAAAUAUAGACUUAAAAGGUAAUAUAGUUGCAACUAAAACUUCUUGUCAUGCCUUUUUGGGCACAGUUUUUAAUACUGCAAUACACCACAUUAAAGAUGAAACUGUCACCGAUCUUAUAAUUUCGGAAUUAUCUACAUUUUGUAAAGGUAAUUGGAUUUAUUGUAAAGGUGUUGAUGUUAUUUUAUUGUAG